AUGGCUUGCAGAGUUAAACAAAAUAUUAAAUUUUUUACUAGAGAAUUUAAUACUCUAAAAUAUUUGCUAAUUGAUAACCAAUAUCUAUUGAAACAAUUUGGGAUUGCUUUAUUCAAUAAUAGAACUCAGUUAAUAACACAACUCAAUGAAAAAAAGCAAUUCAAAUUUGAAAAAAUCAAGUCAGAAUUCCUUAAGAAGAAUAAUUUAAAAAUUGGUAAGAAUUGGUUUUUCAAUUUUACAGAUAUAAAAUUUCCCAGUGAAAUACAAUGGUUAUUGUCUCUGAGUAAUAAGUUUUCCUUACCAAUACAUCAACAUAAUUUUCCACUUUUCCAAACUAUUUGUGAUAUUGAAGAUUGUAUACGUUUAGUUUCUGAUGAGAAAGAGCGAGAUGUUAUGAGAGCACGUAUAACUAACAUUUUAAUGUCUAAUAACAUUAAUAGAAAUAAUUUCCAAUAUUCAAGGAAUAACAAAGACAUCAUAAUUUCACAGUUCAUCACUAAAACACAUGAUGAUUGUAUCCAAUUCUUACGUAAAAAUAAACAUAUUAUCAUCAUCCGAGCUGAUAAAGGAGGAUCUACAGUUGCACUUAAACGCUCCGAAUACGAAGAAAAAAUGAUAAGUAUUCUUAACGACCAGUCUACUUAUAUUAAAGUUGAACGUAAUCCUCUUAAUAAACUAGAAACUGAAUCUAAUAACUUAAUUCGACAGCUCUUUAAUCUCAAUGUUAUUGAUAAAGCACAAUAUCAACAUAUGACUAGACACAAUGUGUCUAUUCCCAGAAUUUAUGCAUUACCGAAAGUACAUAAAUCUAACCGUCCACUGCGCCCAAUUGUAUCAACGAUUGACAGCCCUUCAUCUCAGCUUGCAAUCUAUUUGAACACCAUAUUGAGCAAAAUUGUACAUAAGAAAUAUGAUAUCACAAAUAGUGUAGAAGCUCGAGAAAAAUUAACUAACAUUAUUGUUGAAAAUGAUGAAGUUCUCGCUUCUUUUGAUGUGAUUUCACUUUUUCCAAGUAUUCCAAUGGAUUUAGUGAUUAGACUAUUAGAAACCAAAUGGCAUCUUAUCCAACAAUAUACAACCAUGCCUCAAUACCUUUUUUUAAAAAUUAUACAUUUUGUACUAAUUGAUUCGACAUAUUUUUUGUUUAAAAGAGAUAUAUACAAACAAAUUAAUGGAUGUGCUAUGGGCUCAAAUAUUUCACCUACCAUCGCCAACAUUGUUACAAAUGAAAUCUUUGAUGUGACAAUUCCCAAAUUAUCAUUUAAACCUAGAAUUGUUUUAAAAUAUGUUGACGAUAUUUUCACCAUUGGGUCAAAAGAUAAAAUCCUUGAAUUUCUACAAUUAUUAAAUUCAUUUCACAAUCGCAUACAAUUCACUGUUGAACAUGAAUUUAAUGGAAAACUUCCCUACCUAGAUUUAUUAAUAUCUAAGAAAAAUAAUCGAGAACUAGCAAUUGACUGGUACCAGAAAGAUGUAUUCUCAGGUAAAAUUCUUAACUAUUUAUCACACCACCCACGACAACAAAAAAUGAAUGUGAUUUACAACCUUUUUUCCGCAUAUUUUCUAUAA
This is a messenger RNA of Teleopsis dalmanni, 1569 nucleotides long. RefSeq lists its product as uncharacterized. NCBI's taxonomy places the organism in Eukaryota, Metazoa, Arthropoda, Insecta, Diptera, Diopsidae. The transcript has a single exon. Bases 1 to 1569 code for a protein of 522 amino acids. The record is from RefSeq and is a predicted model, not a curated record.